Messenger RNA from Pristis pectinata (smalltooth sawfish), 7295 nucleotides. RefSeq names its product glucocorticoid receptor-like. NCBI's taxonomy places the organism in Eukaryota, Metazoa, Chordata, Chondrichthyes, Rhinopristiformes, Pristidae. The transcript is spliced from 9 exons. The record is from RefSeq and is a predicted model, not a curated record. Gene Ontology annotation, molecular function: zinc ion binding; nuclear glucocorticoid receptor activity; sequence-specific DNA binding. Gene Ontology annotation, biological process: regulation of DNA-templated transcription; nuclear receptor-mediated glucocorticoid signaling pathway. Bases 259 to 2409 code for a protein of 716 amino acids. Gene Ontology annotation, cellular component: nucleus.
GGCGUCGGUGCCGCGUCUGCCCGUCGGAACGCGCUUGUUGAUUGGGCGGGGGGCAUCGCGGGUGCGCGCAACAUCGAGGUUGCGUGGCCGCUCAUCGAUCAGGCGACGGGUGACCGGGGCUGGCGGUGACAUUUUAGGAGGCGAGAGAGGGAGAGAAAGAGUGAGGUAUUCCCUCCUUCCCCCACCCCCCCUUACAUACACAGCCAGAGCAGGUCCGGGCGGCACGAUGAGGUUUUGCUGUAAAUAUCCAGCCCACUAAUGGCGAAUUUAGUGGGGAGUAUGAACAUGAAACCGGGAAAGCAAACCUGGAAUGUGUCUGCUGAUGGAUUAAGCAGAGGGAAUGGUAAUUUGAAAGGCUGCGAGGGAGUAACAGAAGGUGGGGAAAUGCUGUCAGUCACACCUGCAUCCAUGAUGCAGUUCCUGCCGUCUGGUGGUAGCAGUAGUAACAAGCAGCAACUAGUUGGAGUUGAGAUCGCAAAUGGAACUAGUGGGCAACAGGAGCACCUUACCCGAGCAGCCAAUGACCUGUCAGAGUUGGAGCAAAGUCUUGCUGCUUUAAAUGAAUUGCAGGAUACCGGGAACAGAGCAAAAAGUGAAAGAGAAAUAGGCUUGUACCCAGGUACCUGUGAUGAUGAUCUAAUUGAGGUCUUUGAAGAUAGUGGCUCAGUGGAUUUUUUGCCAGAUCUUGAGUUCUUCCCAUCUCCAAAGGGGGAGAAACAGCAGGGCAGCCCCUGGAGCCUGACUGCUUUCUGUGGCGAUGACGAGUCAGGCCUUCUAUCGCCUCUGUCCUCUGAUCCUGCCCUGCCUGGGGGCAAUUUGUUGGAACUACAGCCUAUUGAAGAUCGUACUGUUCCCUGGCCAACUUCAGAAAGUAAGGGUACUGAGAGCAAGGAAAAUAUCUGGGCCGCAUUGUCAGCCAGUACUUCUGCUUCAAAGGAGGUGAAGCUGGAACAGGAAAGCUACAUUGAGUUGGUCACUCCAGGAGUCAUCAAACAGGAGCAAGUCAACAGGGGUUACUGCAGUGCUGCAAAUGGGUCAUCGUUAGCACAGAGUGCAGACAAAGAUCCCAUUUAUAUAUACAGUACUGAACCAGUUCAAACCAGUGGCGACAACAGACCCAUCUUCGACUUCAUUCCGGCUAUCUCAGCUGUAACUCAAGCCUGGGGAGUGUGCCAGCAUUCCAAUCCAAUCUUUACUGGCAGCAAGGCAGGGGAUCUCUCAUCUGUGAGAGGAACUUUACCAUCCAAGCGCAACAGCUCUGGUCUGAAAUCUGAAGGAAGCUCGUCAACCACCUCCACCUCUAAUGCCUCCUCGGGGCCACCUGCCAAAGUCUGUCUAGUUUGCUCAGAUGAAGCAUCUGGAUGUCAUUACGGUGUUCUUACUUGUGGCAGUUGCAAAGUGUUUUUCAAGAGAGCUGUGGAAGGGCAGCAUAACUACCUCUGUGCUGGAAGGAACGACUGCAUCAUUGACAAGAUUCGCCGAAAGAACUGCCCAGCUUGUCGUUUUAGAAAGUGCCUCCAGGCUGGGAUGAAUCUUGAUGCUCGGAAGACAAAGAAGUUGAACAAGAUGAAAGCACCACAUACCAGCACCUCAGAAAUAACAUCAAAGGCAGCACCACAGGACUUUUCUUUAGUUCGGCCUCCUUUGCCUGCUUUGAAUCCAUCUACAAUCUCGAUCCUUGAGGUGAUUGAGCCAGAGCUGUUGUAUGCAGGAUAUGACAACUCUCUGCCUGAUUCGCCUCACCGGCUUCUGUCAGAAUUGAAUAACUUAGGUGGGCUACAGAUGGUCUCAGUUGUGAAAUGGGCAAAAGCUCUACCAGGAUUCAGAUCCUUGCACCUGGAUGACCAAAUGCUGUUGCUGCAGUAUUCUUGGAUGUCUCUUAUGGUUUUCAGUCUUGCUUGGAGAUCUUACAAACACACCAACAGCAGUAUGCUCUUCUUUGCACCAGACUUUAUCUUCAAUGAGAAACGGAUGCAGCUGUCAACUAUGUACGAUUUGUGUAAAGAAAUGAGCAAUGUCGCAUUGGAUUUCAAAAAGCUUAAGGUUGCCUACGAGGAAUAUCUAUGCAUGAAGGCAUUAUUGCUGCUUGGUACAGUACCAACAGAUGGCUUGAAGAGCCAGGCUUCAUUUGAUGAGAUUCGAACCUCGUACAUAAAAGAGCUAGGGAAAGCCAUAGUGAAGAGAGAAGGAAGCUCAAGCCAAAACUGGCACCGUUUUUAUCAGCUGACAAAACUUCUGGAUUCAAUGCAUGAUGCUGUUGAAGGGUUGUUGCAGUUUUGUUUUUAUACUUUCUUGGAAUCUAAGACUCUCUGCGUGGAGUUCCCUGAAAUGUUGGUGGAAGUCAUUAGCAACCAGUUACCAAAGGUUAUGGCGGGAAUGGCCAAACAGCUCCGGUUUCACCAUAAGUGACUGCCUUAAAACAGGAAAAAAAUGCCUUAAAGUUAUCCUCCAUAGCUUUUCGCAAAGUGUUCGGAUUUUGGAAAUGUUUGUCCUGCAAACGCUUGCCAUUAUGUCAUAUGCACUACAUAUGGUUUACAGAAGGUUAGACCUGGGCUGAGGUGAAAAGGUGACAGUUUUACAGCCUAGCAAUUGUACAAUGGACAAAUAUAGGUGGCAGAAAAUCUGCAUGUAUUUUGUUGUGAACUUUAUUUUUGUGUACUGCGAUACCAGUUUGAUUUUAUGCAUGCAUUCUAAUGAGAAGUUUACGGUGUAUAUCAGAAAAGGGAAAAUUGUGCCUUUUUUAAGCUUUUUAUGUAGCCAAUUUGGACAGUUUACUCUAUUGUUAAUGCAGGAGAACUGGUAACUUGCUCAGUAUUUUCUUUAUCUGUAUGUUUUUUUUAUAUAAGUGGAAUUUGAGCCUGAUAAAGUUUUCCUUUAUAACCAUCAUGGAAUUCUGUGUUGUACAAGUAAACUUGCCCAUUGCUCUAAUGUAAAUGUGUAAAACCUGAUCAUUUUGUAAUAUACUGAUCAACAAACUGGUAUUUGAACUACCUGGAAAAAAAAUCUGGUGUGUGAUUUGAGAGGACAAACGUAUUUCUGGAAAUUAUUUUACUUUUCGAGCUUGGAUUAUGUAUGCCAUUCUCUCUCUCUCUCUCUCUCUCUCUCACUCACAGAUAUAUAUAUAUAUAUAUAUAUAAUGACCUGGGUUACAUUACUUAUAGGAAUUUACAGUGGCCAUAUAUGAUGAAGUGUCAAUUAAUUGCCAUUGGCAACAUGUGAUACUUUAUGACUUUAUUUUGUUCAGUUCCAGUGCUUGUUGGUUCACCAAUGCUGGUAGAUUUAUGCUCGUGCUCCACUAUGGAGCCAACACAGCUUCUGUGAUAAACUCCACGACAUUAAUUAGGAAAAUCCCCUUUCAGUUUCAACGGGGAUGGCGCAUUCCUUAAUGUAAGCAUCUUAUAGCAUUUAAAGAGACAGUAGUCCAGUAUAGAAUAGAACUAAUUCUGGUGAUUUUAAAAGUUUCUAUUUUUUAACUGUGUUGUUAGAUUGCAGUUACAUUAUGUUUUCAGUAAAUUUCUAGUUGAUCAGUCAAUCAUAUUCAUGCUUCUGUCUGGUGUAGAGUUUGGAAUUCAUUGGAGGACAAUACCACCAUAAUGUAGGGAAAUAACUGGAGUUCCAUUCAUGAUCAUAGUUGCACAGAUGGGAUGAUAAUUCAAGAUAAAAUGAUUAUUAUUGCAGUUAAGUCUGUGGACUGGAAAUACACUUGGUGAAAGCAAGAAUUGUCCUCGGAAAGAAAUCAGAAAAUGAAAAAGCUGAAAUAGUUCGAAAAUUUUUUUCCUCUUAUUUGUAAAUUACUCUUCUCCGCUCUGUGACAUAGAGGUUACUACAUCAAUCAGCAGUGGUGUUUUAAAUCAAACAUGGUUCAGACAAAAUAAUUUAAACAUAAUCUUUGCUGUUUUCCAUCACAAUCUGAUAUACCAGUCCUAUUGCUUGAUUUGACCAAGAACUCAAACUAGUUAACAGAGACAGAAUGUUGAAAUAAUGUGUUUAACUCCCUUUGGAUCUCUCGUCAUCAAAUAACUGCCGCAAAACAAGCCAUAAAUCCCUUAAAGCUGUUUGAUCCCUGUAAUACAGUGGUGAUCAGCUUAGAAAAUAUGCAUGAAAAGGUUGGUGAAGUUGAAUAUGGGAGAUGGGGGUGGGGAGGUGUGGAGUUGUGCAGCAUUUCAACCAUUGCAGUGAAAUUCUAUAUUGCUGUUUUGCCACAUUUAAUUCAGUCACUUUUAGCAUAGUAUACCCUAAUGUACCGUAUGUAUGAAUUCCACUUCUGUGGUGUAACAAAGUGGUAUAUUUGGGAGGGGAAGGGUUAGGGGAAAAAAAAAUCAAUCCUGCAUAUUGGCACUGCAUACUUAGUGAAAGGUAAUUAAAGGUAAAAGUUGGUAUUUCACUACAGUCUUACAUGAGAGAUUUAAGCUUUAAUUAAAAUUAAGAUGUCUUUUCCUGAACCAUUGCUCUUUAACAAUUUCUGAUCCCUAGUUAGCCAUAUUAGUGCUACACUAAUUGCCCCUGUGUGUAACGAUGAACUGGGCCUGGUACUGUGGAUGUCCCACUUCUGUAAAUAGCCCUUGCUACUGAACAAGUGGAAAGAGACAAGUUUGCUUUGGUUUCUUUUCUAAUGACCCACUCACGGUGGUGCUGACCUUUUCUCUGUGUCUUGAAAAUAAACAAUUGAGUCCAGUAAAAAUGUGUAGAGUAUUUAUAGCCCAUAGAUGGAUGAAAGUAUUCUUUAAUAUGGAUACAUGAGCUACUAUUUAGCCAGUCUUUUUCUAAGGAUUUUGUAUUUUUUGGACAGUUGGAUAAAUUAGAUCCCAUGUUGACAAUAAUUUCAAUAAUUAUGCCAAAAACAAAAUUUACUUUUAAUGUCUGUUCUAAUUACUUUUCCGGGUGAGGAGAAAAUGUUUUUAAGAUAUAGCUACAAUUUUCCUUCAAUGUAGGUUGUGACUGUUGAUUUUAACCAUUUUUACCAAUGCUGUAGGCAGAGGCCUGAUUUUAAAUUGUUUUGUGUUAGUACAAAAUUGUUGACAGGUCAUAUUCAUGAAAGAUUUGACACCUACUCUGCACCCAUACAAGUUAGGAUGCAGAAUAGACAGGGAAAAUACUUAAAGCCCAGCUGAUUUUAUCAAGGGUUUUAUUUUGCAAAAGGUGCUUUAUUAAACAAAAAUUCUAUUGUGGGCUGGACCCGUUGAGGGGAGGACAGUAUAUUUUUUUUAAUUUCUGCCCUCCACACCUUAGGAGAAACAAGAGAACUAUGUGUACAGCACCAAACAGGUGUGUCUAUUCUAGCCAUCACUCAGCAAAAGCAAAAAUAAAUUCUAACACCAGCCAAUUCUGGACCACACCACUACAUCCCUCCAUUGUAAGGAGAUGAGUAAAUGCUGCAAAUGUAGUUCUUUUUGGAUGCUAUGUCAUGAAUACAACCAAAUCCCUGUCUUUGUAUUUAGCUACGCAUUAUAUAUAGAUAACCUAAUAACAAAUGCAUAGAUAUAUAUUUUUCAAAUUUGAAGCGGAUCCUUUAAAUAUACUGUUUCUGGUGAUAUAUAACAGGCUGAUUUUGGUUCCUUUGUCAGUUUAGAAACUAUAUCUUUGCUCUUCACACUUUCUUUAAGCAGGAUAGUUGUGGAAGAUCUAUAUCAGUUAUAAUUGUGAAACAAAAUGGAAUGUACCCCUUGCUUCUCAGAGGAACUAAAAUCUCUUGAUAUUAUUUCAGUACAUAGGAUGCCCUUAUAUAUAAAAAAAAUUCAAACCUUGGACAACUUAGAUUAUUUCAGUUUUACAAGUAGCUGACUGAUUUUAAAUUAUUUAAAUUUCAUGCAAAUUGAGUGAUGAUAAAUGUUCAGGAGGGAACAAAUUUUGGAAAGAAAAAUGACUGGUGCUUAUGAGAUGAAAAAUUAUACAGCAGUUUAUAACAAUAUACUAAAAUUGGAUUGACUUGUGAUUAAAUAAGACCACCGGGAAAAAAUAUGGAGAAAUUUUAUAAGGUUUUAGAUGGGUAUAUAAAGGGAGGAGAUGGUAAGAACCUAUUGAAUAACUAUAACCUGCCUCAUCAAAAUUAAAUUUGGUUUACAAAUUGCUAGUUAAAAUCUGUUCGUUGUUUAAUUCUGAUGACAGUUGAAAAGUCAUUGUCACAAUACUAGAAGUACCUACAAAUUAUGGGUAAAAACUGCACAAGCCAUACUGCUCACAGGUGUCCUACAAAUUGUGUUCCAAGAACACACUACAUUAUUCCUUUUCAAUAGGAUCUAAAUGAAACUGGAGGAUUUAAAAUGUAUGCACAUUCAUGCUAAGUUCGUGAAUACAAUAUUCACACAUACCUAGUAUAAGUGCCCAAAGCAUUACUAGAAACGUAGUUCACAUGAAUCAUGAAGAAUUAAAUAUAUUUAUCAAACCUUAAACUGUUUAAUUCAACUCCGUGAAUAAGUUUAAUACAACUUAUCAAUUAAGAUAUGAGAAAGGUAUUUUUAAGAAAAUUGAUGAUAAAAAUUAAGAUGACAGUGUUGUUUAUUAACCUUUUAUAUAACUUGCCUAAUCACAUUGUCUUGACAUAUAAUCAGGUUUACAAGGAUGUAAAACUCGUUUAGAAAUGGUGCCAAUUUUGGUAAGACUAAUUAAAACUGCUUAAACAUAAGUUAAUAUAAAACAAGGACACUGUCACUUCAAAUGUUAAUGGUGUGCCUUUUACAGAGGGACAGAAGAACUUGUGUCCACCAUGUAGAGAUAUAAAUUCUUAAAUAUUUUUCAGAAUUGUCUAAUUUUGAUUGUAUAUUUUAAUGUCCAUGCACUGAGAUAAUGUAAAGACCAGACAAUCAAAUGUGGCUCUAUUACCUCAAAAAAAUUUGCUCUUGUAGGUUAUAUACAGGAUUGUGUGUAAUAGUUCAUUCAUGAUGUGCCAUUUUUUGAAAUAUGGAGGGAAAGAAUGAACAAAUGCUAGCAAUUUCAUAAUUGUGAGAGUGAAAAAAAGAUAUUGAAUAUUAUGGAGAGCUUGCUUAACCUCCACAGCCUCUCAUCUUCUCAAUGUAAAGUGACCCAUCAAUAGGAUAAAAUCUGUGUGUAGCUUUCUCAAAAAUCUUUUCGUUUCUUUGACUUAUGUAAAUCCAACAGGCAUGUGUUUUUGUAGAAUGUUUUUCCAGGAUCCUGCUUCUCUUUAUUAUGCUUUGAACUGAUCUUUGUGGUACUUCUGCAGUCAUGUCUCAUUUACUAAUAGUGUUGCAGAUGAAAUUUGUGCAGGUGUUUAAGUCCAAUAAUUGUGAAUAGCUUUCAACGAUGCAGAUAAAUGGACAGAAAUUGAAUAAUAAAUUUGU